Messenger RNA from Acomys russatus (golden spiny mouse), 1987 nucleotides. RefSeq names its product protein phosphatase 3 catalytic subunit gamma (gene Ppp3cc). Gene Ontology annotation, cellular component: cytoplasm; calcineurin complex. NCBI's taxonomy places the organism in Eukaryota, Metazoa, Chordata, Mammalia, Rodentia, Muridae. The coding region runs from base 134 to 1639 and encodes 501 amino acids. The transcript has 14 exons. Gene Ontology annotation, molecular function: calmodulin-dependent protein phosphatase activity; calmodulin binding. Gene Ontology annotation, biological process: calcineurin-mediated signaling. The record is from RefSeq and is a predicted model, not a curated record.
UGCGGCCGCCGCCGUCCGAGGACGCCCCGAAGUCCGGGGCCCGGCACGGUGGCUGCCGACCCUCCGAGCGCAGCCUGCUGGGGACGAAGGCGGCGGCUCGCGUCCUGCCGGCCGCCGGAGCCGGGAGGAGACCAUGUACGGGAGGCGUCCUCAAUUCUCCACGACCGAGCGCGUCAUCAAAGCUGUCCCCUUUCCUCCAACCCAACGGCUAACUUUGAAGGAAGUAUUUGAGAAUGGGAAGCCUAAAAUGGAUGUUUUGAAAAACCAUUUGGUAAAAGAAGGCCGGGUGGAAGAGGAGGUAGCCUUAAAGAUAAUCAAUGACGGGGCUGCCAUCCUGAGGCAAGAGAAGACUAUGAUAGAGGUGGAUGCUCCAAUCACAGUAUGUGGUGAUGUUCAUGGACAAUUCUUCGACCUGAUGAAGUUGUUUGAAAUUGGGGGAUCACCUAAUAAUACUCGCUACCUCUUUCUGGGUGACUAUGUGGACAGAGGCUAUUUCAGUAUAGAGUGUGUGCUGUAUCUAUGGAGUUUAAAGAUUAACCAUCCCAAAACAUUGUUUCUGCUUCGAGGAAAUCAUGAAUGCAGACAUCUUACAGAGUACUUCACCUUCAAACAGGAGUGUCGGAUCAAGUAUUCAGAACUGGUGUAUGAUGCGUGUAUGAACACUUUCGACUGUCUUCCUCUUGCUGCUCUCUUAAACCAGCAGUUUCUCUGUGUACACGGAGGAAUGUCACCUGAAAUCACUAGUUUAGACGACAUUAGGAAAUUAGAUAGGUUUACAGAGCCUCCUGCUUUUGGGCCAGUGUGUGACCUGCUCUGGUCUGACCCCUCGGAGGACUACGGCAGUGAGAAGACCCUGGAGCACUACACCCACAAUACUGUCCGCGGCUGCUCCUACUUCUUCAGUUACCCUGCAGUUUGUGAAUUUUUACAGAACAACAGUUUGUUAUCAAUAAUCAGAGCCCACGAAGCCCAGGAUGCUGGGUACCGAAUGUACAGGAAGAGCCAGGUGACCGGCUUUCCAUCACUCAUCACGAUCUUCUCUGCCCCCAACUACCUCGAUGUCUACAACAACAAAGCUGCAGUGUUGAAAUAUGAAAACAAUGUCAUGAACAUCAGGCAGUUUAACUGCUCUCCACACCCCUACUGGCUCCCAAACUUCAUGGAUGUUUUCACGUGGUCUUUGCCUUUUGUUGGAGAAAAAGUUACAGAGAUGCUGGUCAAUAUUCUCAACAUAUGCUCUGAUGAUGAAAUGAUCCCCGAAGACGACGAAGGCACUUCAGCUCGAAAAGAAGUCAUCAAGAAUAAAGUCAGAGCCAUUGGGAAAAUGGCACGGGUCUUUUCAGUUCUUCGGGAAGAGAGUGAGAGUGUGCUGACCCUCAAGGGCCUCACUCCCACAGGCACACUCCCAUUGGGGGUCCUCUCUGGAGGAAAGAAGACUAUUGAGACUGCCACAGUUGAAGCGACAGAAGCUCAGGAAGCCGUCAGAGGGUUUACAAUUUCACACAAGAUUCGAAGUUUUGAAGAAGCCCGAGGUCUAGACCGAAUUAAUGAGAGAAUGCCACCCCGAAAAGAGGGCGUGUAUCCUGAUGGGCCAGCAAAGAUGGUGCGGAGGAGCGACCACGGAAAGAAAGCCCUGUAGUGACUCUGGACCCUGUGCAGCACAUAUGGGCCCAGCCCUGCAAACAGAUCAUACUCAUUUAUUAUUGGAAACAAACAGAAACAACUCAAACAACUUAAAUUUAGAGGUGCAUUUGUAAUUCAGUUGCAUUUAUUCUGUAAGAGAGAUGACAAUUUUAUAAAUUCUUCUAAUUUAUGUUCACUAUAUAUAAAAAGUACUGCUGUUUUGUUCCCCACCCCCUUGUCCUAAUUUUAGGAAGGGACCUGGUGUGUCUGUGUGUGUGUGUGUGUGUGUGUGUGUGUGUGUGUGUGUGUUGAAGGCUUAUGCUAUAAAAGGGCCUUCCUGUAAUAAAAUGGGACUUGGAACCCC